This is a messenger RNA of Trachemys scripta elegans, 783 nucleotides long. Its product is annotated as olfactory receptor 51E2-like. The record is from RefSeq and is a predicted model, not a curated record. The transcript is spliced from 2 exons. Gene Ontology annotation, cellular component: membrane. NCBI's taxonomy places the organism in Eukaryota, Metazoa, Chordata, Testudines, Emydidae. Gene Ontology annotation, biological process: G protein-coupled receptor signaling pathway. Bases 1 to 783 code for a protein of 260 amino acids. Gene Ontology annotation, molecular function: G protein-coupled receptor activity; olfactory receptor activity.
AUGCCCUCUCCCAACAACACCGACCUCAGCCUUUCCUCCUUCGUCUUGGCCGGCACGGCCGGGCUGGAAGCUGCCCGUUUCUGGCUGGCGUUCCCUCUGUGCUCCAUGUACCUCGUGGCCAUUGUAGGCAACGGCGCGGUGGUGUUCAUUGUAAAGACGGAGCUGAGCCUCCAUGCCCCCAUGUACAUCUUCCUGUGUAUGCUGGCCUCCAUCGACCUGGCGCUGUCCACCUGCACCGUGCCCAGAAUGCUCUCCCUCCUGUGGUUUGACUGGAGGGAAAUCAGCUUCGGCGCCUGCCUGCUCCAGAUGUUCCUCAUCCACUCCCUGUCUGCUGUCGAGUCCACCGUCCUGCUGGCCAUGGCCUGGGAUCGGUACAUGGCCAUAUGCCACCCUCUGCAGCACGCGACCAUCCUCACCAAUCCGGUGAUGGCGAAGAUAGGCCUGGCUUCUGUGGCUAGGGGUGUGAUGUUCUUCCUCCCUUUGCCCUUGCUCAUUCUUCGCCUAUCGUUCUGCGGCUCCAACGUCCUGUCGCACUCCUAUUGUUUGCACCAGGACGUUAUGAACCUGGCCUGCACCAGCACCACGGUCAAUGUCAUCUAUGGCUUGACUGCUAUCCUCUUGGUGAUGGGGCUCGACGCGCUACUGAUUGCCUUGUCCUACUUCAUGAUCAUCAAGGCUGUCUACCAGCCCUAUAGCAGAGCGAUCCCCUGGAAAAGACUUGUCUGCAGCAGUCCAUCCAUCAGUGGAGCAAUUAGAGAACAAAAGAACGGCCAUAUUGGGUAA